CCCGCAAUAAAAAAAACGUAGGACAGUGGAUUUUUUCGCAGUAACAGUAGCUUUACUAUGGCCGCAUUAGAGCCACAUGUUUAUUUAAUUAAAGACUUAUUCGCGAGUGGCAAAACACAUGCACAGAUUUCCACCCAUUUGCAGCAAAUGGGUGUCCGGCGAUGCUCCGAAAUGAGCGUUAGAAGAUUCUGUUUUCAACACAACCUUCAACGAAAAAUGCAUUUAUCGGACACAGAACUGGAAUCCGCUGUGAUUGGCUCAGUUUAUAAGGUAGGGCCGUCAUAUGGCCGAAAAUUCAUGACUGGCUAUCUGUCUUCUCUUGGAUUGCGUGCAGGAGAAUGUCGUGUCGGAAAAAUCCUUAGAGAAGUUCAUCAGCCAUACCAUGAAUUGCGACGUCUGGGUGCACGUAAUCUUAACCCAGUUCCUUAUCAUGCCGAUGGUAUGGGCCAUAAACUGCACCUUGAUCAAAAUGAAAAGCUUGUAAUGUUUGGUGUAACACACGUACUGGCCAUUGAUGGCUACAGCAGCAAAAUUGUUGCGAAUGCUACAAUGCCAGUGAAAAAUAAUCUUGUGAUUUAUGAACAAGUGUACAGAUCUGCUGUAGUUAAUUACGGCCUGUGGGACCAGCUGAGGGUUGACCAUGGCAGAGAAUUUUACAUGUGCCUAUACAUGCAGGAGAAGCUGUCGAGACACAGGCAGAACCUCAGCAGACAACCAUACCUUCAAACUACUUCAACAAGGAAUCUUAGAGUGGAAAGGAUUUGGCCUGAAGUUAACAACCGAGUGAACUACCCAUUGAAGCAGGCCCUGGUACACCUGCUAGACCAAGAAGUUAUCAACAUGGAAGACAAUUUGACUAAAUUCUGCAUUUCAAACCUGACCUGCCAAUUAAGCCAAAUUGGAUUAAAUAGAGUAACGCAGUCUUGGAAUGCACACAGGAUCCCAGGCCGUGGGGUACCCAAUGAGCUUGCAGCAGCUGGAUGUCCAUCAAAAAUUUCAGCGGAGCUGCUGCCCAGUGCUCCUGUUGUGGCAAACAUGUACGAACAGGAGUUGGGAUCAUCACUGACGUGGAUGUCAACCUUCGGAAUGGACCCCUUUUCCUCAGAGGAGGACAGAUGUCAUGCAGAAGUGGAUUUUGCAGAAAAGUAUCCAGACAUCUCUCUUCUUUUCAAUCAUGCAGUGAACAAUAACUAUACUCCUUUUCAGGAUUCAUUGUUAUACCUCAUUAAUGUAACUCAAAGAUAUGUCUAAGUGGCCUAAAUACUGUAAUUUUGUAAUCAGUAUAGUACAGUAAUCAUGCAACCAAGCUGUUACUGUGAUAUUGCUUUGUAGUUUUAUACCCAGGCUCAAUUUAAUCAAUGAGGCUUGUUCUUUUUCAUUAAGUAAAGUUUAUUCAAAUGAACAGUUGAAUAAACAGACUAUUUUUUAUAACUCU
Paramisgurnus dabryanus is the source of this 1435-nucleotide messenger RNA. The record is from RefSeq and is a predicted model, not a curated record. Lineage: Eukaryota; Metazoa; Chordata; Actinopteri; Cypriniformes; Cobitidae.